AUGAGAAAAAAGUGGAAGAUGGGAGGCAUGAAAUACAUCUUUUCCUGGUUGCUGUUCUUUCUUUUCCUAGAAGGAAGCAAAGCAGAGCAAGUACAACAUUCAGAGACAUAUUGUAUGUUUCAAGACAAGAAAUACAGAGUGGGUGAGAGAUGGCAUCCUUACCUGGAACCUUAUGGGUUGGUUUACUGUGUGAACUGCAUCUGCUCAGAGAACGGGAAUGUGCUUUGCAGCCGAAUCAGAUGUCCAAGCCUUCAUUGCCUCUCUCCUGUGCAUAUUCCGCAUCUGUGCUGUCCUCGCUGCACAGAAGACUCCUUACCUCCAGCAAACAAUAAAGUGACCAGCAAGUCAUGUGAGUACAAUGGGACCACUUACCAACAUGGUGAGCUGUUCAUGGCCGAAGGGCUCUUUCAGAACCGGCAACCCAAUCAGUGUACCCAGUGCAGCUGUUCGGAGGGAAAUGUAUACUGUGGUCUCAAGACUUGUCCAAAAUUAACCUGUGCACUCCCAGUCUCUGUUCCGGAUUCCUGCUGCAGGGUGUGCAGAGCCUUAGAUUUUAGAGAUGCUUUCACUCACAAAAAGAAUAGCACUGAUUUUAAGAGCCAGAGCCUGAAAGAAAUUGGGCUGGAGCGUGCCAGGGGGGAGGGGAGGGAGGAGUCCUGUAAGGUUAAAAGACACUCUUACCACCGCUCUCACUAUGAUCCUCCACCAAGCAGACAGGCAGGAAGUCUUCCCCGCUUUCCUGGGGCCAGAAGUCACAGGGGAGCUCUUAUGGAUUCCCAGCAAGCAUCAGGGACCAUCGUGCAAAUUGUCAUCAAUAGCAAACACAAGCAUGGACAAGUGUGUGUUUCCAAUGGAAAGACCUAUUCUCAUGGUGAAUCCUGGCACCCAAACCUCCGGGCAUUUGGUGUUGUCGAGUGUGUGCUGUGCACUUGUAAUGUCACCAAGCAGGAGUGUAAGAAAAUCCACUGCCCCAAUCGAUACCCCUGCAAGUAUCCUCAAAAAAUAGAUGGAAAAUGCUGCAAGGUGUGUCCAGGUAAAAAGUCAAAAGAAGAACUUCCAGGCCAAAGCUUUGACAGCAAAGGCUACUUUUGUGGAGAGGAAACGAUGCCCGUGUAUGAGUCUGUGUUCAUGGAGGAUGGAGAGACCACCAGAAAAAUAGCACUGGAGACCGAGAGACCACCUCAGGUUGAGGUCCAUGUUUGGACCAUUCGAAAAGGCAUCCUCCAGCACUUCCAUAUUGAGAAGAUCUCCAAGAGGAUGUUUGAGGAGCUCCAUCACUUCAAGCUGGUGACCAGGACAACUUUGAGCCAGUGGAAGAUAUUCACAGAAGGUGAAGCUCAGAUCAGCCAGAUGUGUUCAAGUCGUGUGUGCAGAACAGAGCUUGAAGAUUUGGUCAAAGUUUUGUACCUGGAGAGGUCUGAAAAGGGCCACUGUUAG
Molecule: messenger RNA, 1437 nt
Organism: Trichechus manatus latirostris (Florida manatee)
Lineage: Eukaryota; Metazoa; Chordata; Mammalia; Sirenia; Trichechidae
Gene: CHRDL1
Product: chordin like 1
Exons: 11
Coding region: 1-1437 (478 amino acids)
Biological process (GO): negative regulation of BMP signaling pathway; cell differentiation
Molecular function (GO): BMP binding
Source: RefSeq, a predicted model, not a curated record